Molecule: messenger RNA, 1355 nt
Organism: Erythranthe guttata (spotted monkey flower)
Lineage: Eukaryota; Viridiplantae; Streptophyta; Magnoliopsida; Lamiales; Phrymaceae
Source: RefSeq, a predicted model, not a curated record
AGAAACGGCAUGCUCAUAAUUCCUGUAGCGAUAAACCCCUAAAACACAUUCGCCCUUUCUACAUCCACCACUGACCACACCACUAACUGUAACCCUUCCCUCUGUUAUCGCCGUUGCUUCUCUCCGGCUCAAAUAAUCAGAAUCCUCCAACAACGGCAAUCGCCGACGAUAUGCAGCCGGAUCACGUUAGAAGAUUUGAAUACGAGGAGUUGGUUGGAUUUACCGACAACUUUAGUGAGAGCAAUUACAUCGGCCGUUUCCAGUUCGGCAAAUUUUAUCGUGGGCUGCUUGGGAAAACCUGUCCAACUAAAUUGUUGGUGAAGAUAUGGGAAGUUCCAGAAAUAUACAGUUUCAAGCCUGUGGAUAAUAAAAUCAGACUAAUGGAGGAAGUCAUUUUACUUCGUCACGAAGUUGUGAUCAAGCAUCCGUGCAUGGUAAAGAUGUAUGGAUACUGCUUCGACGACGAACAUCUUGUUGCUGUUUAUUUACUUGAGCCUCUUGACUCUGUUUUUAACCUCAUUCCUAAAGAUAGUUUCACAUGGCUGCAAAGGAUCAAAGCGGCAUUUGGAUUGGCUUCCGUUCUCAAAUUUCUACAUGCUAAAUACCCUACUUCAUAUUUCACACCUUUCGUAGUUCAGAAUCUUGAUCCUGCUCAUAUAGUGAUUGAAGAGGACUAUAAUCCAAGGCUAUGCGACUUCGGGCUGAUGUGUGGUGGAAUUCUCCCCAAUAGAAGAUCGUAUUCCGGCCCAUUGGGUUGCUAUGGCUACAUCGAUGUUAGUGCAUCCAGUCGAGAUGAUUGCUCGAACAAAAAAGACGUGUUUGCAUUUGGGGUGAUACUUCUAAGUUUGAUAUCGAAGAGAGUAUACACAGAAGAAGACAGGCAAUCUGGUUUACCAACUGUUUACGAAUGGGCUUUAGGACAAUGCCAAGCGUUUGAAUCUUACAGUGAAAUGAGAGAUGCAAAGUUUUCGCUUGUCCAUAAAAGUACGGCGUCUGAAAGCGAAUUUUGUGGUGAAGAUGGGCACAAAAUUACUAUGAUUGCACUCGACUGUGUUUAUAGAGUCGAAUCUGAAAGGCCUGCAAUGAAGCAAGUUUUUAGAGCUUUACGCAAACUCGAAGUCGUUAAGAACAAUGCUGACUUCAUCGGAGCGAACAACAAAAUGCUGCUUCGGCCCUGGGAAAUUACUAAAAAUAGCUGCUGAUUUGUUGUUGAUCAUUUUGUUUGUUUUUGUUGUGAUGAUAAUUGAGAACUAAUGUUUCUAAAAUACGAACCAAUGUCGAAUCUAACAGCUAUUUGGUUAUGAAGAUGAUUUCAAAUGAUUGCGUAUAGUGUGAUUUUCAAGUGGGGGUGUAAA